GGAAAUAAGAAAUACUUUAAACGCAGCGAACUAGCCAAGAAGGAAGAAGAGGCAUAUUUUGAAAGAUGUGGCUAUAAGCCUGUAAAGAAGCCACCGGGAGAGGUGCAACAGAAUGAAGAGGAGGAGGAAAAGCAAAUGGUGUCUCCCAAUCCAGUGUUGGAGUUAGAGCUGGCAGAGGAGAAGUUGCCUAUGACUCUUUCUAGGCAAGAGGUCAUUAGGCGGUUGAGAGAAAGGGGUGAGCCCGUCAGGCUGUUUGGAGAAACGGAUUAUGAUGCCUUCCAGCGGUUACGAAAGAUUGAAAUUCUGGCGCCAGAAGUGAACAAGGGCUUGAGAAAUGACCUGAAGGCUGCUUUGGAUAAGAUUGACCAGCAGUAUCUAAACGAGAUUGUCGGUGGCCAGGAGCCGGGAGAAGACGAUACUCAGAACGAUCUCAAGGUCCAUGAAGAGAACACCACCAUUGAAGAACUGGAGGCUUUGGGGAGAUCUUUAGGGCAAGGUGAUGAUCAUAAAGACAUGGAUAUCAUAACCAAAUUCUUGAAGUUCCUUCUUGGAGUCUGGGCAAAGGAUCUAAAUGCCAGAGAGGAUUAUGUGAAACGCGGGGUGCAGGGGAAGCUGAACAGUGCCACUCAGAAGCAGACGGAAUCGUACCUGAGACCUCUGUUCAGAAAACUUCGGAAAAGGAAUAUUCCUGCAGACAUCAAAGAAUCAAUAACUGAUAUUAUCAAGUUCAUGCUACAAAGAGAGUAUGUGAAGGCCAACGAUGCUUACCUCCAGAUGGCUAUUGGCAAUGCGCCCUGGCCCAUAGGUGUCACUAUGGUGGGCAUCCAUGCCCGAACUGGCCGAGAAAAGAUCUUCUCAAAGCAUGUGGCCCACGUGCUGAAUGAUGAAACUCAGAGGAAGUACAUCCAGGGCCUGAAGAGGCUGAUGACCAUUUGCCAGAAGCACUUCCCAACAGACCCAUCCAAGUGUGUGGAGUACAAUGCAUUGUGAUGGGUUAUUGUCCCUGGCUGGGAGAGAAGACCGACAGAGCUGUGAGGCACCUCAGAGCGGGCUGAGGGUGCGAGGCAAGGGGAACAGUUUUGCCUGGGCUCAGUUCAACAGGCUGCACUUCAAUGAACUUCCAGGCCACAAUGGGCCUGUGUUGCAGGCUUGUAUCAAGAGGCAUUCCAGUAUUUAUGGAGCUGUUUUCUUUCACUGGACUUUCAGCAGGUCAAAAAGAUCUGUUCUAGUCUGCUUUUUGGAGUUUGAACCACUUGGCUUUUAAAAGGCCGAUGCUGCAGAUUUUGAGGCACUGUACUGACUAUUACUGUGUUGGAAGCUGCUUAAAUUUGUUGCCCUUAAUUAGAGGGUAAAGUACACAUCUUUCUUGUACAUUUCCCACACUGAGUUGGAUCCCACUGAUCCAUUCUGAUAGCAGAAGUGUUUUUCCUCUGGCAGAAGAAGCCUUUCGCUAAUGCAAGACUCUGGGAAUGGGUCUGUAGGAUCCAGCCCACUGUGGUGGAAUACGUCAGUUCUCUGAGGAUCUUUGUCUUUUGAGUCUCUCUUACAGCAGUAAGAAGGAAAACCAAAGUACAAUUUCAAGCACACCUUUACUUACCCCAGUCAAGUUUCCUGCUGUGAAGUUUGGUCCAGAAAUGGGGUAUCUUUCUGUCCCUGGGAAUUUUAUGGCGAAGGACCAACUCAGCAAUUUGCAUUUGAUGUUUGGAAUAUAUUAACCUAUGAAAAGCUGUCCUAUCCUGAUGUCUCUGGGGAAUAUUUUUGAGAUAUUGAAAUUUGAUUGGAUAGUCCAUGUUGUGAUUUUUGCUAGUUGUCUUUCCCACCUUUUUACUGAAACCACAAGUAUAGCUGACAGUAGAAGAUUUAAGUUUCCUUGUUCUCAAAGAAUGGGAAACAUGAUACAUUUGAGGCUGGAUUGCUGCAAAGCGAAAAGCUAAAUGUGUAUCUGUACAACGAAUGCAUUGUAAUAUGAAGUUAUGUAAAAUUUCCCAGGCAGCUGAGUCCACUAAGGAGAAAUUAAUAUCAUUUAAAGAUGUUUGUUUAAGGACUGGUAUCAGUGGGCUUUCUUUAAUAA
Gekko japonicus is the source of this 2071-nucleotide messenger RNA. RefSeq names its product pre-mRNA processing factor 18 (gene PRPF18). The record is from RefSeq and is a predicted model, not a curated record. Gene Ontology annotation, cellular component: U2-type post-spliceosomal complex; U5 snRNP; U4/U6 x U5 tri-snRNP complex. Lineage: Eukaryota; Metazoa; Chordata; Lepidosauria; Squamata; Gekkonidae. The annotation marks the transcript as partial. Gene Ontology annotation, biological process: RNA splicing; generation of catalytic spliceosome for second transesterification step. The transcript is spliced from 10 exons.